UCGACGCUGGCCAAGAUCUGCCGCAGCAGCACAACAACAUGUUGUCGCCUUACCUGUUGCUCACCUGUUUCGUUGCAUUUCUGUCCGUUGGAAGUGAAACGUACCGGCAACCGUUGCAUCUCGCAGAUGCAGAUGCGUUUGCCGAAUAUCACGCACAAGGAGAAGACGGUCCGACCGGUCCACCACCGGUCCAUUCAACGCCCGAGGAAGCCCACGAGUUGGCCGACGACGACGGACCCAUUGGACCGCCGAUUCAUUCAGAAGCCGACGAUCUAGUUGUUCCACCUCAAGGGCCAGCUCACCAUCACGAAGCGUCUCGCAAACAAUCUCGAUUCAACAAUCCUUGGUACAGGGCUGGCCGCUACAUUGGCGAAAAGCUGAGAUUCUUCCAAUCCUAUUUCCCACUGACCGGACCACCAGGUCCAACUGGACCAACUGGCCCUGCCGGACCCACGGGACCCACAGGUCCUACUGGAGCAACAGGGCCAACAGGCGUGACAGGACCCACGGGUCCUACAGGUCCCACAGGCCCGUCAGGCAAUGACGGCAUCCCAGGUAUCCCUGGAUCUCCAGGCGCGGCCGGAGCAGCCGGUGCCGCCGGCGUGCCAGGAUCCGACGGUACCCCCGGUGUUCCAGGUGUACCCGGCGCGGCUGGCGCUGCCGGUGCAGCCGGUGGAUCUUCAUCGUCCUCUGCUGGAGGUGGAGGAGGUGGCGGCGGUGGAGGUGCUAAUGCCGCAGCCGACGCAGCAGCUUCGACAUCUUCCGGCUCUUCAGCUUCGUCUUCCUCGUCUUCCUCCUCCUCUUCGUCGUCGUCGUCUGCUGCUGCCGCUGACGCUGCCGCCUCUGCCUCGGCCCAAGCCACCGCAACGGCUUUCGACAUUGUCGAAUUGGCCAGGACGAUCGUCGACGAAGCGUCCGAUGUGAACGCCGUUGCUUUGGCUACUCGCAUCAUCGACUUGGCUACGAGCAUCAUCGACGAUCCGGAAGAUUUGUCGGCCACGUCUGCCACGGCCACUCACAUCAUUCAGCUGGCGGGCACCAUCGUUUCAGACUCGACCGAUCCGAUCGCCACGACCAAUGCGGCCGACAUCAUCCAGCUGGCGGCCGACAUCCAUCUGGUCGUCAACGACGCCCUCGCUCUGAUUGCCAAAGCCGAAGCCGAGGAUAAAGAUCCCAAUCAUUCGGAAGACAGCGACAAAGAUUCUUCCGAUUCCGGAGCCAAACCGGGAGCUGGGGGUAAGCCGGGAGCUGGGGGUAAACCGGGAGAAGGUGGACGACCAGGAGCGCCGGGUUUGCCAGGCUCAUCCGCCGGCCCGUCGGCCCCGAGCUCUUCAUCGGCGCCAGCAAAGAGACCAGCGGCUCCUGCGAAACGUCCGACGGCGUCAAAGAAACCGAGUUCGUUCAACAAGAGGCCGAUCCCGGCGAAAAAACCGGCGCCAUCUAUUCGCCCAGCGCCUCUAAGUCAUUCGGCUCCUCUAAGUCCACCUGCUCCUUUAGGUCGGCCCGGUCCGCCUGGUCCACCUCUCGUUAAUUUCCUCUAACGUCUUUCUUUGUUUCGUUAAGUUUGGCACUCUGGAAAUGAAACUAAAAACAGUGGCGUUAAUUGUACCGAAAAAUGCAUAAUUAAUUAUUGUAGCAAAUGUGGAUGUGUUGAUUUCAAGGUAUAAAAAUAUCUCAUUGGCUCGUAAAGAUUCAUCUGCGAAAUCAAAGUUCGAUCGUUUCAAUGCGGCAAUUCUUCAAUUCUCUAUACGCAUCGAUGAUGUUGGACAUGCAGCACCGCAACGAUUGCAUUAUAUUAUAAUCUAUACGCCCUGUUUUGUUACGUCUGGUGAACUAGUACAUUUCGAAAAGGAAAAAGAAA
Molecule: messenger RNA, 1861 nt
Organism: Daphnia magna
Lineage: Eukaryota; Metazoa; Arthropoda; Branchiopoda; Diplostraca; Daphniidae
Product: collagen alpha-1(I) chain
Exons: 4
Coding region: 39-1541 (500 amino acids)
Source: RefSeq, a predicted model, not a curated record